Scheffersomyces coipomensis is the source of this 2772-nucleotide messenger RNA. RefSeq lists its product as uncharacterized. NCBI's taxonomy places the organism in Eukaryota, Fungi, Ascomycota, Pichiomycetes, Serinales, Debaryomycetaceae. Gene Ontology annotation, biological process: lipid metabolic process. Bases 1 to 2772 code for a protein of 923 amino acids. The record is from RefSeq and is a predicted model, not a curated record. The transcript has 2 exons. Gene Ontology annotation, molecular function: triacylglycerol lipase activity.
AUGAAGUAUAUACUUCCUCGAAUAGAUGAUAAGAAACUACUUAUAAAUUCCCUUUUGGAACAACAAAAGACUGCUACCAACUAUAAAAAAUGGUAUGAAAUCUCGUUAAAACUAGAUGAACUAAUGAAUCAUAAUUCAUGGAAAUCAAGUCCUCAAUCAGAUUUAUAUGAUUAUAACCUUAUCUUCAAUAAUUUAAAUGAAAUGAGAAAUGCAAGGUUGAAUAAAGAUUAUAAAUUACUUUUAUAUUAUAUCAGAACUAAAUGGGUACGGAAUCUUGGUAAUAUGGGAGAUAUCAAUCUUUAUAGACAUUCAUUUACUGGUACAAAAAAAAUCAUUGAAGAAUAUAUUGAAGAAUGUAAAAUAUCAUUGAAUUAUUUGGUUAAUGAUCCUGAUGUGAAUUUGGAUGAUAGAUACUUAUUAGGAAUGUUGAUUCAAACCAGAAGAAAUAUUGGUAGAACAGCCUUGGUGCUUUCAGGUGGUAGUACAUUUGGAGUAUUUCAUAUUGGUGUAUUGGCAACUUUAGUGGAAUGUAAUCUUUUACCCAGAAUUAUCAGUGGUUCUUCAGCAGGAUCCAUAGUAGCCAGUAUAUUAUGUUGUCAUACCAAUGAAGAGGUGAUCGAAAUCUUGGUUACCAUUGCCGAUAAGGAACUUAAGCUUUUUGGAUCUCAAGAAGCUCGUCAUCAAAGUAAUUUUAAACGAGCCCUUGGCAACUUGAGUCAUUUUAUAAAAUAUGGAACAUUCUUUGAUAUAAAAUAUUUGAAAGAGACUAUGAUUGGAUUUUUAGGUGAUUUAACUUUCAGAGAGGCCUAUAAUAGAUCAGGUAAAAUCUUAAAUAUUACAGUUUCUCCUACAUCUAUUCAUGAACUGACAAGAUUAUUAAAUUAUCUUACGGCACCACAUUGUUUAAUUUGGUCUGCAGUUUGUGCAAGUUGUUCAUUACCAGGUAUUUUCCCUUCUACUUCGAUUUAUGAACGUAAUCCGAGAACUGGAGAAGUACGGGAAUGGAAUAAUGAUUCAUCAGCAAAGUAUGUGGAUGGUUCCGUCGAUAAUGAUUUACCGAUCACAAGAUUGCUGGAAAUGUUUAAUGUUGAUCAUAUAAUUGCUGUACAAGUGAAUCCCCAUGUGGUGCCUAUUUUAAAAGUGGCAGUGAGUAGUGUUGGUGGUGGAGAACUUGAGAAUGAAUUGGCUAAUAAAAUCAAAAAUGCUUUGAAUAAUAGUUAUGAUUUCUUAACUUGUGAAGUCAUCCAUUAUCUUCAAGUCCUUAAUGAAGUUGAUGUAUGUAAGAAUUUGUCAAAUCGAUUAAUCUCGAUCUUAUCCCAAAAUUAUUCAGGUGAUGUGACAAUCUUACCUGAUUAUAAACCAAUGGAUUUCUUAAAUUUAUUUGAAGAUCCCUCCCCUGAAUUCAUAGUUGACUUUAUAUUAAGAGGGGCUAGAGCAUCAUGGCCUAAGAUUACAGUGAUUCAUAAUCAUUGUGGAAUGGAAUUUGCUCUUGAUAAUUCAAUCAGUUUACUUCGUGGAAGAAUCAUUACUUCUGCUAAUAGUCGAAUUGCAUACAAUAAAAAAGCUACCAAAUUUAUUAGAAGAGGUAAAUCGACUAUUGGAUUGGUUAAUUCUCCAGUUUUAUCUACUGAUAAAUCACUCUCUACUCCAAAUACGCCAGAGAAACGUAAGAAUGUGGCAAGAUUCCCUACUGAACUUAGAAGACAAAAUUCAGCUCAUGUUCCAACCAAGAAGACAGUUUUAAAGAAAAAGAGAAAUUCAAUUAGCGUUCCUCAAGAACAAGCUUCAACUAAAUUCUCAAAAGGAAAAUCGACAACUUCACUUUCUUCAUUGAGUUAUGAUUUUAUUAAUAAGAAUGUUUCAGCAGAAUCAACUUUAAUCAAUGAUACUGAAGAAGAUAAAGCACCUAAUACAACUUUGGCAAAGGCUGUAGAUAAAGCAGCAGAGCUUUCCGACAAUAAUGAAGAAGUAGAAGAAAGAAGAAAAAUCCGUAAGGCUCGAAGUUCAGGUAAUAUCCGUACUCAUAAGAUAUCACUGAGUAAUGAUUUAUUCAGUCUUUCAUUUUCUCAUAAUCCAUCUAAUGAACAAUUAAAAUAUCAAGAAGAACGAAUUCCAUUUCAUCAAAGUAAUCCAUAUCUUGAUUCGGCCAUUCAACAACCUGAAUCUAUAAUAAUCAAUGAUGAAUUCAAAGAGAAGGCAUAUUUACCAAAGAUUUCAGCUCCUAGCUCAAAACGGAAUUCCCUUAUUGGGUUGAAUAGAUUGAAAGAUUCCAACUUGUCAAGAUCAGGCAAUAACUCGAUUAAUGAUCUUAAUAGUAUUAUUGUCCCACAAGCUAAUGAUACCUUGAGUCGAGCCAUUCGAUCAAAGGAUUUUGAAAAGAAAUCAAGUCGAUUUAGUAGACAAACAUUUGAUACAAGUCAAGUAUUGAAUAGUGAUGAUGAUGAUAAAUUCAUGGCGUUCAGAAUGCAAGCUACUGAAACUGGUAAUACUGAAGGUGAUGAAUUCCUCGGUGAUGAUGAAGCAAGUAAUCCUGUGGCUGAUGAAGAUUAUGAUAAUGAAGUAAAGGAAUAUUAUGUCAGUAAUGAACAAUCUCCUAAAGUAGAAGAUCCUAUUACUAAUAGUGAUGAAGAUGAAGAAGACGAAGAAGUUAAUGAUGAAGAUAACCAAGUAGUUAAUUACGAAAAUAAUGAUGAGAAUAAUGAAGAUAUUGACCCAGAAGAAGCUGAAGAUAUUAUGUUAAACAGACAAAAUGGACUAUACGAUGAUGUCUGA